AUGUUCUCGAUCCGGCUAAGGAUCGCUUCUCUUCUGUGUACGGUGCUGGCACAACCAUCGCCAGACUACCGCCAAGACGUCUCCCAAUGGUCUGGCUGGGGCGGCAGCUACCUCAACGACAGACAUGCUCAGAAUAGCGAACUCAACAGCACAACCUUGAAGUCUCUCCAGCAGCGCUGCCGGUACGAUGUCGCCGUUGGCACGAGCGCACCACCUGCUACUCAGGAUAGCAUUGCCUACUUUACAACCUACGGAGGUCUUUUGAUCGCCUACGACUACGUGGACUGCAAGCUAGUUUGGAGGACGAACGUAACAGAUAUCAUAUACCAGUAUGGUCAGCCCACUGCGUUCCAGUUGGCCGUAAUCUCAGCUGUAUCACGGUCCAGUCCACAGAUAGGUGACGGAGUUCUGUACAUCGCCACCUUGAUUCAUGCCUUGCUGUUGGCUUUCGAUCCGAAGACUGGGAAGUUACUUGCUACGACUCAGGUACACCCUCAUCCUUACGCACAACUCACUAUGAGCCCGACUUACUACAACGGCCGGGUCUUCAUAGGCACCUCUAGCGCGGAAGAGACUGCUGCACUCCUACCCAAUUAUACGUGCUGCAGCUUCGCAGGCACUUUCGCCGCCUUCAGCUUCGAUCACUCCAAGGGAAAGUUCACAACGGAGUGGAACGUGACCCUACUCCCUGAGCCCCUUGGUGUAGAUGGAUGGAACGGUGCUGCUGUCUGGGGCAGUCAGCCAUCUAUUGAUUCAAAGCGUCAACAGGUCUUCAUCGCAACCGGCAACACUUAUGAAUUGCCCGACAGCGUGGUAGCAUGUAUCAAUGCGACCAAAGACGAUGAUCAGGAUGCUUGCUAUCCUGAAGACGCACAGAUUCAAGCUGUCGUCGCUCUCGAUAUUCGCACUGGUCGGAUCAACUGGUCUUCGAAGCAAUCACCGCUACAGGCGUGGACGGCUGCUUGUGGAGUACCCGGGUUCACUCCUAAGCUUCCAACAUGUCCUGCCGACCCAGGCCCAGAUGCAGAUUUUGGAAUGGCGCCGUCCUUCAUCUCUGCGUCACAUGCCCGCACUCCGAAUCACUCUGACGUUGUAGUGACUGGACAAAAAAGCGGCGUGCUGUUUGCAAUGGAUGCUGCGAACGGCAGCGUAUAUUGGGCGACUCUUACCAGUCCGGACUCCUCUUCAAACGGUGCUCUGACUUGGGGAGUUGCAGUCGACAGCGAGAAGGUCUACUUUACCGGCGCGAAUCCUGCAGGUAUAAGCUGGGAAACACUGCCGUCUGGUAAGAACAUCUCGAACUCAGCUUAUGGCGCUGUAUCUUUAUUGAAUGGCACAUUCCUCUGGGAGACAUCAGUGCCUCACAACUACAGUUCACUGGAUCCUCCUACUGUGGUGAAUGAUCUUGUGCUCGUAGGACGCAACUACAACUACAAUGGUGGAGCCCUUGCACCUGCGAACAGCACAGGCAGUGUGGUAAUACUCAAUACCGCCGGCAAAGUACUACAAGAGAUAGAAGUAGAUACUGUAAUGUGGGGCGGUAUCGCUGUACUAGAGAAGCAUGUGCUUGUUGGCACGGGCUAUCGUUACGGGUCGACUGGCGGAGCGUUCAUUGUUUACGAGCUCUGCGACUGA
Molecule: messenger RNA, 1635 nt
Organism: Recurvomyces mirabilis
Lineage: Eukaryota; Fungi; Ascomycota; Dothideomycetes; Mycosphaerellales; Teratosphaeriaceae
Exons: 5
Coding region: 1-1635 (544 amino acids)
Molecular function (GO): protein binding
Source: RefSeq, a predicted model, not a curated record